This is a messenger RNA of Paramecium tetraurelia, 1371 nucleotides long. RefSeq lists its product as uncharacterized. Gene Ontology annotation, biological process: protein phosphorylation; mitotic DNA damage checkpoint signaling. The transcript is spliced from 3 exons. Gene Ontology annotation, cellular component: nucleus; cytoplasm. The record is from RefSeq and is a predicted model, not a curated record. Gene Ontology annotation, molecular function: ATP binding; protein serine/threonine kinase activity. Lineage: Eukaryota; Ciliophora; Oligohymenophorea; Peniculida; Parameciidae.
AUGUUCUUGAAUUGUUGCCCUAAUGUUUACUCCCUGAUCUUGAAAACAUAAAUCUAAUUUAUUGAUCGUGACAUAAUACUAUAGGUUAACCUCAAAGACUAAUUAUCGAUAAUUUUAAAGAAGGACUUUUUACACAUCUAUAAACAAGGAGAACCUAUUUCCUCAUUCAAAUUACAUUUUCCUAAUGUGAUCAAAUGGUAAUUCGAUAAAGGAUUGGUAGGAUUCACCAUAGAUAAUGGAACUUAUUUAACUGAAGAGGCAUACAAAUUAAAGGAAUACUUAAAUGGAAGAUUGUUUUUUUCUAAAAUUCAGGAUUUUUACACUCCUCUCUAAAUCUUAGGAAAAGGAAGCACUGCCAAAGUUCUCCUAGUGAAAUCGAAAAUUGGGGAAUCAUUCUAUGCUGCAAAAUGCGUUCCCAAGACUGAAUCUAUAAUUUAAGAGAUUGAAAUUAAUAAUCUAUUGGACCACCCAGCAUUUGUGAAAAUAAAAGAAGUAUUUUUAGGAGAUACAAGUUAUUAUAUCAUAAUGGAUUUAUUGUCUGGAAAGAACCUUUCAAUAUUACUUAAGAAUUAACAUACAGGUUUGACAGUUGAGUAGUCUAAAUUGAUUAUGCAUGCAUUAUUAAGUGGAAUUGACUACAUGCAUUCAAAAAACGUUAUGCAUAGAGAUAUUAAACUAGAAAAUAUAGUUUUAGAAAAGAUUAACAAUCUUACAACAUUAAAAUUAGUAGACUUUGGUUUAGCUACUUAUUCCAAUAUCAAAAAGUAAUACAAGAUUUCAAAACUUAGAUUUAAGUAUCCCAAGUGUGGUACUCCAGGAUAUGUAGCUCCAGAAAUUGCGAAUUUGACUGACUAGAAUUCUAUUUAUGAUAAGAAAUGCGAUAUAUUUAGUGCAGGGGCAGUUUUCUAUAAAUUAUUAACUGGACGAGAUCUAUUUCCAGGGACAGGGUUUGCUUAUGUAUUAGCUUAAAAUAAGAAAUGUCAAAUCGACUUUACUCUUUUAUAAUUAAGAAAACUGCCAUCAGAUGCUAUAAUAUUGUUAAAAUCAAUGUUAUAAAAAGAUCCAAUCCUAAGACCAACCGCUUAGGAGUGUUUGAAAUUUCCAUUUUUUACAUCUACUCAAUAAAACGAUACUGAGAAAUCACCAGCAACUAAUGGAACUUAAAAUUCAAAUUCUGCACCUAUUGGACCAUCUAAUGCACACAAAAAAUAAUUUUUUGCUUAAUAAAAACAGAUGAUGCAGACCGUAGAUUUCCAACCUGAAGAAAAACCUGAAUAUAAAGGAUCAUUCGUGACAAAUGAUAUGGUUUAAUAUCCUUAGAUGCCUAAGAUGGUCAUGAAAUUCAAUACAACUGAAUUUGAAUCAAUAUGA